AAGAAGCACAAGAAAGCCAAGCACCCACCUAGUACUGGAUAUGCUACUGCCAAAGUGCAAACUACCAGAGCAUCUGAAGUGCCAGCUCCACUUACCCAAAAUGAUGCUUAUCAUUUUGACUGUCAAAAGCAAAUAUGACAAUUCAGAAUUCUAAAGUUUUACCAUAUAUUCAUAGAGCUAGCUGGCCUCCUUGCUUGAUUAUAAUUUGGCAUCUGCACCACAGGUUUUUUUGAGAUUGAAAGAGAGAGAAAUGGAGGGUUUAGCGAGGAAGGGAAUCAUAGGGUUAAUGUUAGUAAUGGUAGUGAUGAUCACCGUGGAAGGUGCAUCAAGCAAUCUACAUAAGGUGGGCGUAAGAGGAUGGAUCCCUAACUACAACUACACUGAAUGGUUGAAUCAACAGCAUGAGCAUUUCUAUGUGGGUGAUUGGCUCUAUUUUGUGUUUGACAAGCAUUACUUCAAUGUGCUGGAGGUGAACAAGACAAGCUACGAAAGCUGCAACGAUCAAGGCUUCAUAAGGAACAUUACCCGCGGUGGCCGGGAUGUGGUUGAACUCACCGAGGCAAGGCUAUAUUACUUCCUAAGCAGUGGGGGCUAUUGCUGGAAUGGAAUGAAAAUUGCCAUCUCUGUCGAACAACUUCCACCCACCCCAGCUCCUGCUCCGGCCAAAAGUGGCAGCUCUCUGACUCUGUCUUCAACUACUGCCAGCCUGAUGAUUCUCUCCGCCGCUUUUUAUGUUGCUUUAAUUUAGUCUGGACCAGUUUCUUCAUACCAUAGUAGACAGUACAUUGCCAUUCUCUAGGUUCUUGGGUAUUCCAAUUGAUCUUUUUCUUUUUCUUUAGCCUUUGGCCUUCUUUUCUGAAAGAGGGUUUCAUCUUUACCAUUUAAACAAAAAUAGUUUCCUUCUCUCUCGUAUGGUUAGCAUUUGACGGUUGUGAUUUUAUUUUAUUGUAAUUUUUUUUUUUAAGAAUUAACAGUUAUGAUUUUG
Molecule: messenger RNA, 985 nt
Organism: Hevea brasiliensis (rubber tree)
Lineage: Eukaryota; Viridiplantae; Streptophyta; Magnoliopsida; Malpighiales; Euphorbiaceae
Product: early nodulin-like protein 17
Exons: 2
Coding region: 251-748 (165 amino acids)
Cellular component (GO): plasma membrane
Molecular function (GO): electron transfer activity
Source: RefSeq, a predicted model, not a curated record